AUGGAGUCCGAAAAAGUCCAAGUCAUCAUCUGCGGCGGCGGUUCCGCCGGCCUCACAGCAGCAAUCUGGCUCGCCCGCUUUAACAUCGACUUCAAGAUCCUCGAACGUCGCCCAGGCCCUCUCGAGAUCGGCCAAGCAGACGGUGUGCAAUGUCGCACCGUUGAAAUCUUUGAGAACUUGGGUAUUUCUGAACGUCUUUUGGAAGAAGCGUAUCAUGUCAUGGAGGUAGCCUUUUGGUCGCCUGAUGAUAAUGAAGGACUUGUGCGAAAAGAUCUUGCUUAUGAUACGGAAGAGGGGUUGAGUCACCAACCGCAUGUUAUUCUUAACCAGGCAAGGAUGAAUGAUUUGAUGUUACAGGAGAUUAUUAGGUUGAGGGGGAAUGGGACAAGUGGGGUUUUGUAUAAUUCUCAGGUUGAAAGUGUGAGGAUUGUUGAUGAUGAGGAGUACCCUGUUGAGGUUGUCACCAUGCGGAAUGGAGAACCUUACCGGUACCGCGCAAAAUACGCCAUUGGCUGCGACGGCGCUCACAGCACUGUCCGCAAAUCUCUUGGCUUCAAAAUGGUCGGCGACUCAAGCGACUCCGUCUGGGGUGUCAUGGACGUCUACCCCGUCACCAAUUUCCCCGACAUCCGCAAAAAGGCCAUGCUUCAGAGCAAAAGCGACGGAAAUCUCAUGAUCAUCCCGAGAGAGGGCGACGAACUUGUGCGAUUCUACAUCGAGCUCUCCGGGACCUCGGCCCGUGACGUCACUGAGCAGGAUCUCAUCAACAAGGUCAAGCGAAUCUUUCACCCUUACGACAUCGAUAUCGCACGAACGGUUUGGUGGUCUGCUUAUGUCAUUGGCCAACGUCUCGCGGAUCACUUUACGAAGGACCAUCGUAUUUUUCUAACCGGUGAUGCUUGUCAUACUCACUCGCCCAAGGCUGGGCAGGGUAUGAAUGUCAGUCUCCAGGAUGGCUUCAACAUCGGAUGGAAGAUGGCCCAUGUUCUCACCGGCCGAGCACCGCCUUCAGUGCUGGAGACCUAUGUUCUUGAGAGACAACAAACCGCUCAGCAACUCAUUGAGUUUGAUCGGUCGUUCAGCAAAUUGUUCUCGUCUGAAUAUCGUAAAGCGAACGGGAUCACGGCAAAACAUUUUCGCGACAAGUUUGUGGAGGCAGGACGAUAUACAGCUGGCAUGGCUACCAAGUACAAGCCUUCCAUUGUGACAUCCCUGGAAGAAAGCGAUAAUAGCAUUGCAUCGGGAUUGACAGUCGGGAUGAGGUUCCCAAGCGCACCUGUUGUUAGACUGUCUGACACAAAGCCUAUGCAGCUGAACAAGAACCUUGCUGCAGAUGGGAGGUGGCAUCUUUUGACUUUUUGUUCCGGAGAUUUCGCUAGAAAAGGACUGCAUGAGGUCGCCAGAGAACUUGGUAAUCUCAUCAAGAUGUUCACCUCUGCUGGAGAUCCUGUGGAUAAAGUGUUCAGCCAUACCCUUCUCAUCAAGGCGGAGCGAAAGACCAUCGAGAUCGAUCAACUACCGGAAGUCUUCUUCCCUCACACAGGUCCAUAUAAUCUGAGAAAUGUUCACCGGGUCUUUGUCGACGAUACAAACCCAUACAUGCUGGGCUGCGGACAAGCCUUUUCAAAAUAUGGUAUCGAUGCGGAACAAGGCGCCAUUGUCGUUGUUCGACCUGACUUAUAUACUGCACGCGUUCUUAGCCUGUCUCAAGUCGCCGACCUGUUCACAUUCUUCAAAGGUUGUUUGAAUAGCAUUGGAUAG
This is a messenger RNA of Fusarium oxysporum Fo47, 1761 nucleotides long. RefSeq names its product FAD binding domain-containing protein. Gene Ontology annotation, molecular function: FAD binding. The transcript is spliced from 5 exons. Bases 1 to 1761 code for a protein of 586 amino acids. NCBI's taxonomy places the organism in Eukaryota, Fungi, Ascomycota, Sordariomycetes, Hypocreales, Nectriaceae. The record is from RefSeq and is a predicted model, not a curated record.